CCGUCAAUUUAACUUCGUUACUGCUAAACUUGGAAACGCGAAUCUCUCAUCAGCUGAUUGUAAAAACAUUACUAACAUUGCCGCUUCUAUAGUUCCUCGUACAUCAGAUGAGGCAUAACUUUCGCACAGAAGUAUAUCCAGAAAAUGAGUGGCACGUAACUAUACACGUCGUUUCGUGAAGUGGGAAACUAUAGUUGCGGAAAGAUGCAGUAUCUGUAUUAUGUGACACAAAAUAUAGAAGAAUGUCGUGCAGUAUUAAACUAUUUGCCUGUUUGAUCGAAUAAGAGAUAAAUCACGCUUUUGUUAUGGAUGAAUUCUUUUCAACAAUAGCCCUUUUAGGAAUUGUCUUUAGUAUACGCUCUAAUUAUAUAUAUGGGGCGAUUUUUCCGACAAAAGAGGGGAUUUAUGCGUUCAUCUUUUUCCUUAUACUUAUGAAUUUAUUGGCACAUCGUAGAGUAAAGCUCUUUAAAUACCGAUUUUCUUCCCGGCUCAUCAAUUUCAAUCAAGAAGUUGAUUAGUUGAAGCAUUUACACAAAUGUAAUGAAGGUCUACGCUCUCGCUGUCCUCUUAGUUUGCUGCAUAGCUCAGAACGCAUCAGCUGACUGGAGAAACGAUGUCAAAAUCAACCACUGGCAACACAUCAACUCCAUCGUCAACGAUAAUUUAGCUCGCAUCAGGAAAGAUGUAAAUGCCAAGGGUAACACCGCAGCGGCUCAGCAGUGCUAUGAAAACGCUCGCCAGGAGCUAAGCACCGCUACAUCAACCGGCUACAGCAAUGUUAGCGCUUGUGUCAGACAAGCGAACACCGUCGGCGAAGCCAACGUCUGCUCCCAGAAGGUCGACUCCUGGGUAUUUAACGUCUCUCUUGAUGUUUCCAGUACCGCUAGAACUUGUCUCGCAAAUAUCUAGUACAUUAUUCUAUAGCUGGAUGAUAUAAUAUCAAUAGAAUUUUUUAUGUUUGUGUAAAUAUUAUGAAUGUUAUGAUUUUAAUUAUAUAUCCUAAAAAAUUUUAAAAUUAU
Nasonia vitripennis (jewel wasp) is the source of this 1019-nucleotide messenger RNA. RefSeq lists its product as uncharacterized. NCBI's taxonomy places the organism in Eukaryota, Metazoa, Arthropoda, Insecta, Hymenoptera, Pteromalidae. The transcript has 5 exons. The record is from RefSeq and is a predicted model, not a curated record. The coding region runs from base 541 to 909 and encodes 122 amino acids.